This is a messenger RNA of Klebsormidium nitens, 3288 nucleotides long. The record is from the annotation of a GenBank genome assembly. NCBI's taxonomy places the organism in Eukaryota, Viridiplantae, Streptophyta, Klebsormidiophyceae, Klebsormidiales, Klebsormidiaceae.
CGUCCAGCUUCCUUGUCCAUUGAGAUGAGGCCUCGCAGUGUGGCAAAUUAGCCGCAAUUCUGCUCACUUUCCACAGUUCACUUUCUUCGGUGGCAAAUUCUCAGAGGUUUCGCGGCUUCCGUGUGCGUUAGGCCUCUUGCAGUGAAUGACAGAGCCAAAAGCAGGCGGCCUUAGAGAAGCUGCAGGGCAGAUUGAUGUGGCUCAGGGCUUUCAGGUUGGCCGGCAAUUAAUGUCAACAGGAAUUGGUGUUCUGUAAAGCUGUGGGGGCGCUUCCUAGUAUAAGUCUCAUCAUCUCUCUUGGCCUUGUAGGAGCAGAGUAGAGCUGUCUCGUCAUGGCAAGAGGCCGCCCUCAUGGCCGGUCCAAGUCUGACCACAGAGUUUGUCAGGCAGCUCAACAUGCACGCGCUGCUGAGUAUAGGGAGAGGAUCGCCAUCAGUGCUGAGCAGCAAGAGGCGCGGAUAGCGGCUGUGAACGCAGAAUGCACAGUAGAGGAUGCCCCUCGUAGGCGGCGGGGCCAAAAGCCUAAGGAUCCGAAGACAAAGUCGGGGGCUGCUCGGGUGUCAGUACGGGGCCGUUCUUCCAAAGCAUCUGGCAGUGCAAAGAAGAAAGCAAAAAAGCGCCUGGAACAUGCGCUUGGCAAAGCUGCGGGCAGAGACCCACAUACUCUUUGCUGCCACGAGUGCGGCGCUACCGCGGAGUUCGGGCUGCGAGGAAGCAAGUGGGGGGGGGAGGUCCUGUACUUAUGCAGAGGGCAUGUUCUGCCUGGCUGCUUCCGCAUCGACACUGACCGCGCAGAUUGGGUAGAGGACCGAGAGAUGUGCCGCUUGAGAGCAGAAGAGAGAAGACUUGAGAAGGAGCUGCGGGAACUGGGAGGGGCCUCGUUCGCAGCGGAACCAGCGGCAGAGCAACCCAGCGCUUCACCGUGCGCUUCCGCACCUUGGAAGGAGUUCCAGAGUACAAGGGAUUGGGUUGCGAUGCCCAUGAAGCGAUCGCUCAUAGCUAUGCUGCUAACGAUUGGUGGCGUUGAGAGCAAUCCCGGACCGCUCUCAAAUGAAGAAGAGAUUGAAGCAUGCAGAAGGAGUUGGGAGGAAGCUAAUCCGCGAAUCGGAGCUAUGCUGCUUGCUUACCUGGCAAAGGAGAAGGUCCACUUCGCAGACUGGGGAGGCAAGUCUCUUGAACGGCGCUUGGCUGCGAUCGACAAGUACAAAAAGGCGUACGAGGACGAGAAUGUUGGGGCGAAGUGGUCUUAUGGCUGGGACGAUUUCCUUGAAAACGCUGGAGCUGCUGGCAGGAGGGGUAAGGACGCAGAAGCGGGCCAAUCUAAGGACGUGGAGAUGCAGGAUGCUGACCAAGAGAACCAGAACCCUGCAAGAAGGCCCGUUCCAACAUCCAUUCACGACCUUCCCGAGCUUGGCAAUCGGAAGGAGGGCAUCAAUAAGAGGCGGCAUGACAACUGCUAUACGCCCAGGCAGGAAACCAUUGAGAAGCUCACGAAGCUGCUCUUCAAAGAGCAUGCUGUGCUGAUAAGGUCUGCUCCGGCAACUGGCAAGACGUCCACUCUUCAGCUUCUGGCUACAUACUUGAAGACGCAAUUUGGGGCUGACGUGCGCAUCUUCCACUUGUCGCUGCAAGAGUACAACCCAGAUCACCCUGAUGCGUUUGACAAAGUGUGGGAGCGGCAGAAUCCAGACGUGGAUUUUGAGAGCGUUCUGAGCCCCCGCCCCAGCCCAACAAAGACCCCAGCUCCCCGGCAGCCUGUCACCGUGAUCAUUGUAGAUGAGGCUCAGAAAGCCUUCAUCCAUCCCCACUUGCACUUGUUCGGCAAGGUCAAAAGCAUCCAAGGGCAGCUGACCUCCAACCUUAAGAUUCUGAUGGUCUCGAGUUGGGGCAGCAACAUCGUGGACGUCCAAGAAGCAACAUCUCUGUCCUAUGCAACCCCGGGGACCUGGGAUGCUACAAAUACUGUGACUUGUUGGUACAACGCAACCGUUGGACUAGGACUCCAGUUAACAGUGCAAGAGGCCGAGGAGUACUGGGGUUCCUGGGUGGAAGGCAACGGUUGGAGUCACUACAUGUCCACCGAGUCCGAGAUGGAGUACCUGAUGGACCUCACCGAGAGGCAGCCGGGGGCCUUAUCGCUUCUGCUCGAUAAAAUCGAGGACCAGGGGUGGGGCUACCUCGAAGAGGACACCUGGCACAAGCGCAUGAAGCAGUACCUGCUCUCGGAGCAGCCUGUUAGGGCCAUGCAGGACCUGCGCAGUAUGCAGAGGAUUGUGGGGAGUCUGAAUGUGACAGAGUCUGCUGGGCUUGCUAAGGAUCUCCUGCGGGAGCUGCUGCAGCGAGGUGGAGAAGGGGUCGACAAGUCGAAGCUGGCCCCACCAACCUUGGAGCUUGCACGGAAGUACACGCGCUGGGGUCAGCUCGUGUUCGAGGCAAACAAGUACCAUCUGCCAUCACAGCUGCACUUCUUGUACCUAACGAGGGAGCUUUAUGCUGGUCGGUCCACCACAGCCGUCAUCCGGGAGCAGGGCCUGUUUGAGUUCAUCGUCGCUGUAGUCGAGCGGUUCAACCGAGCCGAGCUUGUGUAUUCAGAUUCCCGGCGCGCGGAAGGAGAGCCUGUGUACGAGCGGCUUUAUCAGAACCUCUUCUAUUACGAAGCACGCCGCUUCACCCCUCUCGAAGUAUGCAUAUCACCUGAUGUCGGUAGGCUGUACGGGAGCAACGGCUACCUCGACUUUCUCCUAGGCACCCCGCUGCUCUGGGCCGUUGAGAUCAUGAGGGAAGGAAAGGAUCCGGACGGUCACUUGGACAGGUUCAUUCAAGGGGGCCGGUACAGCAACUUGCUAGAGCGCGCUAAGGUGAAGGAUUGGGCGGUGAUCGACUUCCGCACGACGUGGUCGGAGGGACAUGUACCGGUAGCUCGUCCGGGCAUGAUCGAGGUGUUCUUCACCCCGGGGUACGAACAUGCCCACGUCGUGUGUGGCAGUCGCUGCAAAACAGUGGAAGUGAGGGGGCCUUUAUGAUGCGGAACAGCUUUUGCUCUGGUUGGCGACACAUAACUGGCCUGUUAUAUCCGAGGAGCACUGUGCUUUAGUAGAGAACAUUGUGUAUGGAUAGGAGUAUGCCCAAGAUUGUUGCGGAGCUUGUGGCUAAGCACGCACCUUAAUCUAGGCGAUGCACCUUUCCAGUAUGUAUAUAUACCACCUACGUAUAUAUACGCGCACUUUAUACCAGCCUACAUGAUUAAUUCUCAUGUUUGAUGGAGAAGUAAUCAUAUAUUGAUCGACG